Molecule: messenger RNA, 1498 nt
Organism: Rhinolophus ferrumequinum (greater horseshoe bat)
Lineage: Eukaryota; Metazoa; Chordata; Mammalia; Chiroptera; Rhinolophidae
Gene: MCEMP1
Product: mast cell expressed membrane protein 1
Exons: 8
Coding region: 199-828 (209 amino acids)
Source: RefSeq, a predicted model, not a curated record
AGGAAAGAAGGUGUGGGAACCCAGGAAUCCUGCCUCUAAGGCUGACUAUCCCUAUCCUAAGAAGUGGGACUCUGAGGUGCCCCGGCUUCUCUCUUGGGAGAGAGAGAGAGAAGACAGGACGAUGAGGUUCACCCAGGUAGACGCACACACAGCUUUCUACUUCCUCAUCUGCUGAGAUACCUUCCGGUGGGUGGGGAUAUGCGUGAACACAUUGGCACACUGGGGACCAUGGAGGCUGAGGAAAUCUACAUGAACCAGGAGGCCAGGAUGCAGGCAGCCGCCUUCAAAGACAAGCAAAAGGGGAUCCCAGACAAUAAAAAAGGUGUAGAUGAUCCUGCCUAUGAGAAUAUCACACUGACCUUCAGAAACCGGGACCAGCCAAAGGGCAGUCAUUCAUCACCCAAGAAACAGGUCCCAGCCCGGUCCAGGCCGUUCUCGGACUCUGCCCAGGCCCCCGAUUGGUUGCACAGAGCCAUCACGUGCCUGUACAUUCUCCUUGUCCUGUUGUGUAUCAUCCUGUUGGUCUGGAUCCUGGUGAAGAAUUCCGAGAUGUCUCAGGAUCUGCUGAAAUUGAAAAGUGAUCUGCAGAAUGUUUCCAUCUCGGCGCAACAGUGCCAGGAAGAGCAGAUGCAGGGCUGGAGCAAAGUCAAGCAGAACAUCACUGUUAUCCAAAAGAGCAUUAGCGCAGUCAUGAGCAAGGUCCAGACCUGUAACAAGAAACUGGAGACGCUGCCAGCAGACAUAGACCAAAUCAAGACUCAACUAGAUAAAAUCUCUGAGAAGCUGCAGAACAUACAAACUGAAAAGACCCAGCCCUCACUUCAAUAAACAAGAAGACAUGGAAGCCCUGGCUGAAGGGCUUGGUACUUUGACGCGUUGGUACCUCCCAGUGAAGAUGGGACACCAGCCUGGUCUGAACCUGUCCAUCAUCCGCACAUAUAGAAAAUCAUGUGUCAUGGUGAAUGAGUUUUGUGGAGGUGUGUGUGUGCAUGUGUGUGUGUGUGUGUGUGGGGGGGGUAAGCAUUUCAUGGAGGAUGGGUAUUUUAGUGUGUCUCACGGGAAGGUAUAUUGGGUGAAUGUUGAACGUGGGAGUCACAGAGGGUGUGAUGUGCAUGCCUGUGUCACUAUGUGACAUGUGUAUGUCGUGGCAUGUUGUGUGAUGCAUGUGACAGCGUGUCACCGUGAGUGCAGGUUUUAUUGACAUGUGUUGCCCAUGCAUGUUUCACUGUGAGUGUAAACAAGCAGAGUAUCCUGCAGUAUGUUGUGUGUACAAACGUGUCAUGGUGGAAGUGUGUGUGCAGCACACCAUGGGGGUGUAUCACUGUAACUGUGGGGUUGCAGUGUGUGCCCUGGCACUCCCUGUGCCCAUGUGAACAGGUGUGUGUCAGUGUGCAUGUGCCUGAUUAUGUCACCCAGGGUGUUCAGAGCAUGUACACUGUGUGUCUGUUUCUGCAGUCACAUUUUGUGAUUCAUGGAAAUAAAGGCUGAGGGAAAACAA